Molecule: messenger RNA, 504 nt
Organism: Nyctereutes procyonoides (raccoon dog)
Lineage: Eukaryota; Metazoa; Chordata; Mammalia; Carnivora; Canidae
Gene: AGRP
Product: agouti related neuropeptide
Exons: 3
Coding region: 1-399 (132 amino acids)
Biological process (GO): positive regulation of feeding behavior; hormone-mediated signaling pathway; neuropeptide signaling pathway
Cellular component (GO): extracellular region
Molecular function (GO): neuropeptide hormone activity; type 1 melanocortin receptor binding
Source: RefSeq, a predicted model, not a curated record
AUGCUGCCUGCAGUGCUGCUGAGCUGUGCCCUGCUUCUGGCACUGCCGCCCAUGCAGGGGGCCCAGAUUGGCUUGGUCCCCCUGGAAGGCAUCAGAAGACCUGACCAGGCCCUGUUCCCAGAGCUCCCAGGCCUGGGCCUGCAGUCCUCCCUGAAAAGGGCAACUGCAGAACAGUCUGAAGAAGCUCUGCUGCAGGAGGCAGAGGCCUUGGCAGAGGUACUAGAUCCAGAGGGUCGCGAGCCACGCUCCCCGCGUCGCUGCGUACGGCUGCAUGAAUCCUGUCUGGGACACCAGGUGCCGUGUUGCGACCCAUGUGCCACGUGCUACUGCCGUUUCUUCAACGCCUUCUGCUACUGCCGCAAGCUGGGUACUGCCACGAACCCCUGCAGCCGUACCUAGUGGGCCAGCGUUGGGGUCGGGGCUGUACACGGGGUAGCGAAUAAAGGCUGGGACCAACCCCAAGGCUGUGGCGUUAUUUCGAAAGCGGCUGUCGGAGGUGGGAGG